AUGGACGCGUCACUCUGCUUCUCCGCCACCUUCGCCCCGCGGAGCGCCGCCGCGGUGGUCCUCUCCCAGAAGGGGAAGAGGGCUCCGCCCCCCGUCGCGGUCUCCACUGAAAGUCAGGGGGGCUCCAACGGCGGCGGACCUCUGUCGGCGUCGCAUACGAUGUUCAGGAACCUGGCGGCGGCUCUGUACCGGCACACCCUAAGGUGGAGGACCAGAGGGGAGCUCGGCACCACGGGGGAUCAGCCCCCCGGCCACCGCCGUUCGGACUCCGACGAGGAGCCUUGGGGCAAGCGAGAGAAGAAGCAACAUGGCAAAGCUCCGGAGGAGGGAGAGAAGCAGCAGGAAGAGGAGGGAGAGAAGCAGCAGGAAGAGGAGGAGGAGAUCAUCGUCACCAGACAGUGGAAAUGA
This is a messenger RNA of Spirodela intermedia, 408 nucleotides long. The record is from the annotation of a GenBank genome assembly. Lineage: Eukaryota; Viridiplantae; Streptophyta; Magnoliopsida; Alismatales; Araceae.